Manis pentadactyla (Chinese pangolin) is the source of this 1241-nucleotide messenger RNA. It is a transcript of the gene METTL1, whose product is annotated as methyltransferase 1, tRNA methylguanosine. The transcript has 6 exons. The record is from RefSeq and is a predicted model, not a curated record. Gene Ontology annotation, molecular function: tRNA (guanine(46)-N7)-methyltransferase activity. Lineage: Eukaryota; Metazoa; Chordata; Mammalia; Pholidota; Manidae. Gene Ontology annotation, biological process: RNA (guanine-N7)-methylation; tRNA methylation. Gene Ontology annotation, cellular component: tRNA methyltransferase complex. Bases 161 to 862 code for a protein of 233 amino acids.
GCGCUAGUGAGUGAGAAAGGCGGGGCCGUGGGGGUAGGGGGAGGAAAGGCAGGCGGAAUUCCCAGAACAGCUCGGAGCUACCCGAAAAAGCCAUGGUGCUAGGACGGUUAGGAGCGUUUAGGAAGAACCGGAGAGGAUCAGCCCUGUGAAGCCAGAGGAGAUGAAUUGGUCUGAGCUAUACCCAGAGUUCUUCACUCCACUGACUCAGAAUCAGAGCCAUGAUGACCCAAAGGAUGAGAAAGAAAAGAGAGCUCAGGCCCAAGUCGAGUUUGCAGAUAUAGGCUGUGGCUAUGGUGGCCUGUUAGUGGAACUGUCACCACUGUUCCCAGACACGCUGAUCCUGGGUCUGGAGAUCCGGGUGAAAGUCUCAGACUAUGUACAAGACCGGAUUCGGGCCCUAAGAGCAGCUCCUGGAGGUGGUUUCCAGAACAUCGCCUGUCUCCGUAGCAAUGCCAUGAAACACCUUCCUAACUUCUUCUACAAGGGCCAGCUGACAAAGAUGUUCUUCCUCUUCCCUGACCCACAUUUCAAGCGGACGAAGCACAAAUGGCGAAUCAUCAGUCCCACACUGCUAGCAGAAUAUGCCUACGUGCUGAGAAUUGGAGGGCUGGUAUAUACCAUAACUGAUGUCCUGGAGCUACAUGACUGGAUUUGCACCCAUUUUGAAGGGCACCCCCUGUUUGAGCGUGUGCCUCUGGAGGAGCUGAGUGACGACCCCAUUGUGGGACAUCUGGGCACCUCAACUGAGGAGGGAAAGAAAGUUCUACGCAAUGGAGGAAAGAAUUUUCCAGCCAUUUUCCGAAGAAUACAGGAUCUCACCCUCCAGGCAGUGACCCCCAAUCCCAUCCCUUCUGGCAACUGACUGCUUACCUUGCCUUAUGUGGACCCUUGGAUCUUCCAGGGACUGGAAAGAAGGUCAGGCCCCUGGACCUUCCCAGCUGAGAGUCCUGGGGUCGAGAGGCAACAGUCUCUUGAAGAAGUUGGAGAUCUGUUCAGGGCAGAACCCUGGUGUUCACAGCUACCCCUGACUCCUCUCAACUUCUUGGCCCUCUGCUACCAACUGAUAGCAAAAGAAGCUGACUGGGAAGGUCAAAAGACCUUGAACCAGAAAGGAUGUUUGGAAGGCUGUGGGGUCUUGCUCUCCCUCCACUGGCUGUCUAAACUGCCUGCUAGACUCAAAUCACCUAUGUGCUUGUGUUUGCUUUACUGCCGUGGGGAUAACAUGUAUGCAUACACACGUG